Polistes dominula (European paper wasp) is the source of this 1800-nucleotide messenger RNA. RefSeq lists its product as uncharacterized. The record is from RefSeq and is a predicted model, not a curated record. Gene Ontology annotation, molecular function: catalytic activity. Lineage: Eukaryota; Metazoa; Arthropoda; Insecta; Hymenoptera; Vespidae.
AUGUGCAAAAUUAACGCUCAAAAUCCAAGGGAAGCUCUUAAAUGUGCAAACUGCGGGCAAAAUAGCCAUCCAACUAGCUACAAGGGCUCCUUAGGGAAAAACCAACAAGCAAAUAUACCAAACUCGAAUAUAAUAUAUGAAACCACAAGACAACCAUCUAAACAAGUGGAAUCAACAGCACCACCACAAUGGGCAAGAGAAUUGCUGGGACAACUUGCAAUACUUAAUCAAAGACUGACAACACUAGAAAAACAAAUCAGUCAAAACAGCAAGAAAUCUAACAACAACAAAAUAAUUGAGUACACCUUAAUUAAAGUAAAACUAAGUAAUGCGAAACACCUAAUCAUCGGCAGCCUCUAUGCAACUACAAAAGUAGAAUCAAAGCAGAUAUUCCUAGAUGAAAUAAAUGCUCACUUCUCUAACUUAAACUUAAAUAACAGCAACAUAUUCUAUAUAAUCGCUGAAGACUUCAAUGCAAGACACAAAGACCUAGGUGAUAGGACCACUAAAACAAGAGGUAGAUGGCUGAUCAACUGGGAGAGGGACAAUUCAGUCAACUAUAGAACAAAAAUACACGCUGCACAUGAGCCAACCUUUACUUCAAAAAACUCGUAUCAAGAUAUUUGCAUUGCUGAUGCCAGAUUAAAAUUAAUAAACUUAAAAAAUAAUAAGCUUAACACAACAGAAUAUGAUAGUGAUCAUAAAGCUAUUAUCAUAGAAAUAAACCUACAAGAUAUCUCUCUAAAAACAAAAACGGAGGACAACCCUGACAUAUUACAUUUCAAAAAAAUAAAUUGGAAAAAAUUCAAUAAAUACCUCGAUGAAAAUUACGACCUUAUUCCCAGUGAUAAAAACUUAUCAACAGAGGAGAUAAGCAAUUACAUUCAAAUAAUGAAUAAGCAUAUCACAAACGCGAUAACAUUAAAAGUGCCAAAAAAGCCCAGAAACAAUAAUUUUAACAGCUACUACAUAAACAAUAAAAUUGAAAGACUACACAAACAAAAAUCACACCUAUUAACACAGCUUGACAAGGUCCCGAAAACAGAUGCAGAAUCAAACAGAAAUAACAACGUUACAAUCACUGUAUUCUCCGACGACAACAGACCAUAUUCACCAAAUGACCUAGCAAAUAAUUUAUUCUGUACUCCAGAAAAAGUAAAUAAUAUUCUCAAAAGGCUACCGAAUAAAACUUCGACAAGCAUCGACGAAAUUCCAUCAAUUGUAUUGAAGCACCUCCCGCGGGCAAUGAUUAGAGACUACUCUACUCUCUUCAACAACGCGCUAAACCUGCAAUAUUUCCCUGAGGAAUGGAAAACAUCUAAAACUAUUCCAAUUCUCAAGAAAGGCAAACCAGGAAACCUACCGUCAAGCUACAGACCAAUCAGCCUGACCCCUAACAUCAGUAAGGUUUAUGAGGCCGUCAUAAAUGACUCAAUAACUGCACACUGCAACGUACAUAAAACAAUUCCCGACAACCAAUUUGGGUUCAAACACCAACACUCUACAGUGYACGCAAUAAACAAGCUGCUAUCAGACGUCACGGCGCACCUAGAUGGGGACCUAGUCGGGGCUACGCUUAUUGACCUGGAAAAGGAGUUCGACACGGUAUGGUUAACACUUAAUCGGCAUAAAUUGGAGUAUGAUCAGCAAAAGAACCUUUUACACCUGGAAUGGCAAGACAAAAUCCACAGCCUUGUUCAAAAUUCUAGAGGGGCUACAGCAAGGCACGGUGAACUCACCUACGCUGUUCAACAUUUUUACAAGCCAUAUUUUGAAUGCAUUCAAACUAAACCGAAAUAA